UUUAUUUUUAAAUCGAGAAAUUAGGGGUUUGAUAAUCAUGAAGGUGUUGAAAGAGAAGAAGCUUCAAGAGAGUUCCAGCAAGAUGAGAUGUUAUCAGGUUCGAUUCCAUUCUUUCCUUAACCCACAUCUUUUCUCCUUCUUUGAUUCCAUCUCUCCAAUUUCAAACCAAUUCCUUAUUAGGGUUUCCUCUUUACCAAUAAUAAAUUCAUUUUCCGUUGUUCAACAGCGAUUCAGGUUGAAACCGGAGUCAUGA
Messenger RNA from Lactuca virosa, 253 nucleotides. The record is from the annotation of a GenBank genome assembly. NCBI's taxonomy places the organism in Eukaryota, Viridiplantae, Streptophyta, Magnoliopsida, Asterales, Asteraceae.